This is a messenger RNA of Pseudocercospora fijiensis CIRAD86, 1728 nucleotides long. RefSeq lists its product as uncharacterized. NCBI's taxonomy places the organism in Eukaryota, Fungi, Ascomycota, Dothideomycetes, Mycosphaerellales, Mycosphaerellaceae. Gene Ontology annotation, biological process: membrane protein proteolysis. The transcript has 2 exons. Gene Ontology annotation, molecular function: aspartic endopeptidase activity, intramembrane cleaving. Gene Ontology annotation, cellular component: lumenal side of endoplasmic reticulum membrane; membrane; cytoplasmic side of endoplasmic reticulum membrane. The record is from RefSeq and is a predicted model, not a curated record. The coding region runs from base 1 to 1728 and encodes 575 amino acids.
AUGGACAAAUUCGCGGAAGCCGCCGCCUAUCACUUUCAACAGAACCGACCUCUGAUUCCCGUCUAUAUCCAUCUCUUGCUCGCCGCCCUCUUUCCAAUCUACAUCGGCGCCCAUGCCUCCCUCUCGCGCCCAAGCUCCGCCGCAAAGCCACCAAAGCGCACUCGCCACGGUCGAGAUGAUGAGGAGGACGAGGACGAGGACGAGGAGGACGAGAACGAGCAGAAAAUGGAAGGUCUGACACCCACAGAUGCCAUCAUAUUCCCAGUCACUGCAGGAAUGGUUUUGGCAACCCUGUACUGGUUGAUCAAGAUAUACGGCGCCAGCGUGAUCAAUACUGUGCUCGGCUUGUACUUUGGCUUGAUCGGCACAUUCAGUGUCGCCAAGCUCAUCAACGAUGCCCUGACCACUGUCGCAGGUGUCUUCAUGCCUAGCUACUACGUCGAUCAAGGCAAGCUGUGGAAGGUGCGCGCAGACAAGCACCAAGUGACGAUGGCAGGCGGCGCGGAUGAUACCAGCUCACGUAGCUCACCAUUCGCUGGCAUCUUCGGUCGUUUGCCAUUGCCCAGCUUUGCCUCAAAUGUAGCGUGGUGCCUGCGAGACCUCGUCUUUAAGAAGUUCCAGGUCAAAGGCUAUGCCAAGAAUCUGUUCAACUUCAAGCUCAUCAUGACUCAAAGCAACGCACUCUCGGCCAUACUGGGAGUUGUCGCCAUUGUGUACUCAUUCAUUGGCGACAAGCCCUGGUGGUUGACGAACCUGCAAGGCUUUGCCGUGUCCUAUGGUGCUUUACAGCUGAUGUCGCCCACCACCUUCGCCACCGGAACCUUGAUCCUGAGCGGAUUAUUCUUCUACGACAUCUGGGCCGUGUUCUUCACCCCAUUGAUGGUGACAGUUGCUAAGAACCUCGAUGUCCCCAUCAAACUUCUCUUUCCACGCCCAGACUCGCAGCCUUCAGCGCCUGGAGAAGCACCCAAGCGUAGCUACAGCAUGCUUGGUCUUGGUGACAUUGUCUUGCCUGGGCUCAUGGUUGCUCUUGCUCUAAGGUUCGACCUCUACAUAUUCUAUCUCCGGAAGCAAAAGAAGGUGCAAAAAUGUGAGGGCGAGGUAUGCACAAUGGAAACAGAGAAGGCACCGUACAUUACAGUCAGUGGCUACUGGGGCGACAAGCUAUGGACUCGUGGCGUGAAGAGUGCAUUGCUUCCGGCGCGACUUUCAACCAGCUUUCCAAAACCAUACUUCACUGCAUCAGUCCUUGGCUACAUCGUGGGUAUGCUAGCGACUCUGAUCUUCAUGUCAGUCUUUCAGCAUGCUCAGCCAGCACUGCUCUAUCUGGUGCCAGGUGUCCUGACCAGUGUCUGGGGCACUGCUUUGAUUCGAGGCGAAUUCAAAGAGGUCUGGGAGUACUCAGAAGCCAUCACUGGCGAGGCCAUCGAUGACGAAGAAAGCAGUGGCAUACCUGCGGAGGAGAAGGAGUCCAAGGUAAGCAAGGAUAAGAGCGAGCCACAAUCCGAGGCGAAGAUUUCGCGUGACGAAUCGAGUAUAUUCUCUUUCAGUAUUGAGCAACACAAGCGAAAAACUGCAGCUGGCACUCAGAAGCCAGAGAGAAAUGACGAUGGUAGCCAGGCAGAGACUCCGACGUCCGAAGAUGCUGUUCUGGUCUCUGGGUCCGAUCUUGAUGACGCUAAGAGCAGUCAUGCUCGACAUCGGGUCGUGAAGAAGCAUCAGCGUUGA